UUUGGCUUAUUUCUUAUUUUCUGCAACUUUUUACAAAUAUUCUUCUUCCUCUUUAAGGAGCAAAACCAUCUUUCACAGUUAUAAAAACUGAAAAGCAAAUUUUAAUGGAACUGUGUUUUCUUAGUGCAGCCAUCAUUAAAAAAGCCGUAUGCAGCAUCUCCACUCACAUUAGCAGUAAUGCCAUUUCUUACUGUUGCUGAGAAUACCCUGUGUGAACUCAGACGAAUGAAGCAGCAGCCCCCAAUCAAACCAACAAUGCAUUAGAAUAUUUUGUGACACAGCCGUCUUAUCAGCUGUUCACUUCUACUUCCCACAAGAAUAUUAAUGCACUCCAAAUCUUUUUAACUGCUAGACAAAAACCUCAAAAGGGCCAAAGCAACCCGCUGUAUACCAAAACUUCCAAGAGAAUUCAAAACGUCAUUAAAAGACAGAUCUCAACCUGAGAGUUUGGUGGAAGUGCCUGAUAAUCAGUUUCUCAUUUCGCUCACUAAUUUUUCAUUGAUUAUACCCGGUACUGUUACAAAGUAAGAGUGUCCAUAACAUAGAGACAUCAGUUCUCUCCAUUUCCAUACUUGCUUCCUUAUUUGCUUAAAAUUUCACGAAAUUCAAUAAGACAAGUUGAGUUUGUUGCAGACGACUUAGUACAUGAAGUGAAAACAUCUGCAAUCUAAAGGCACAAUGCAGCUCAACCACCUUCACUGUUGAAAAACAGAAAAAACCAGAUAGCUCCGUGGCUCUCUUUACAUGAAAAAUCAAGCACUGUCCAAAAAAGCCCCUUUAUCCCUGAAAACGCAUGUUUCUGUAAAAAGCUUGUUAGUCCUUACGAAGCAUGGUGACGUUACAAACUUCUGGUACGUCUGUCACUGCAAGAUCGAUAUAACGCUGCUUUAAUAAGCGAUAGAGAAGCUUAAACAGCUCGAGAUGUGUUUAAAAGGGCGACUACCGAUCCGCGUCGGGAGUCUUUGGCGCCACAAGUGCCCGCGGUGCCCGGGAUGCGCGGGAGCGGCCGGCAGGGCCAAGGCGGAACUGCCGCGGCCAGACCCAAACUUUCCCGGCUGCGGCGCUGCCGCGGCGAGCACUCAGCUGCCGCGCCGCCACCGGCAACACGCCGAGGGACUUUCGGGAAGGAGGACGGCCCCGGGCACCCGGCCCCAGACCCGCGCUCAAAGUUCGGCCCGGGGCGCGGGAGGCCGCCCGCCGCCGCCCGGCUCCCCCAGCGGGCGUGAGAUGGCAUUGCCAGACUCAGUCACUACUUGCCUUUCUCAACCUGUGCACUAUGCGAUUUGCAAACUUGGAUUUGAGAAGAAAGACACCUAUAAUAUUGAUAAUAUUUUAUCUGGAAGUGGGGAAGUUUGUUGGCCAGCUGUUACAGAGCAUGUGUGUUACCUUGAAUCAGAUCAAAGUGUGGAUUAUAUCAAAAGCAUACGAUCGUUAGGACCUGUCUGUGAAUCUGUUAAUUCGUACUUCAAAUCUCUGACCAAGGAGCAGUUUAUAAUUCAGUAUGCAUCGUGGUUCCACUGGACAAACUGCACAGAGGUAUUUCUGGAAGUGUUUGGUGUUUUGCAAUCUACACAAGCUACAGAAGUUGCUCUAGGCUUAAUGAAACUAACAUCAUGCUUGGAGCGAGCCUUGGGUGACGUGUAUUUACUUAAGGGUAAUGAUUGUCCUUUCCUUCUAAGAGACUUGCUUGCAUCUGAGCAGCUUGCAGAUGUCUUUGGACAAGCUGUAAUGAAUGUACUGAGGGUAUUCAUUGGAUCUCCACAUGGUCUGAACCUUCGUAAUGUUUUGUGGCAUGGAUUUGCAUCUCCACAAGAAAUUCCUGCCAAAUACUGUGCUAUGCUGCUCUUUUUAACUGCAGGAUUGGGUCAGUUGUUAGAGACUUAUCUUCUGCAAACUAAAGGUGUUUUAGUACAUCGACCUUAUGUGAUCUUCAUUAGCUUAGAGGAGCUUGAUGCAUUUCCAGAUCUUAAUAGUGAAAUACUUUCCAUAGCUGAAGAAUUUGUAAAACUGUCCAGUUUUGUAUUAAAAAUUAUGUUACCAUUUUGGAUCUCUGCUUUAACAGCUUUCAAGCAAAGCAGGUAUGCUGACAGUGUGAUUCUCUUACUUCCUCAGCUGGAAGCUGGACUUAGAUUGCUCUUCACUACAACUAAUAAGUGUCCAAAUCGAUUGCUAACAGCGGAGUCUUCUGCUCUCUACACCACUUUUGAUGAGAUGCUAGCAAAGCAUUUGGAUAAUGAAGAAGUCAACCAGCUACCUGUAGUUCUUGAAGAGCCUGCCAUGGAAAGUGAUUUUGAAAGUGACUUCCUUUGGGAUUUCUUGAACCACCAGGAGGGCCCACGUAUAAGAGAUCGUUUAAGCCAUGGAGAGAUCAAUCUAGAAACAUUUCCCAGAGAAAUAGCUAACCAAAUAGUUGGAUUUGCUAUUACUAUCCUCUGCAGAUUCUCAGAUGAGGCUAUGUAUUCUCUUAAGGAACACAUGGUCAUAAAACCACUGAUGAACUGUGCAAGUUGCUACCAAUCUCGAUUUCAUCCAAUUUCCCGGCUCAAGAAACAGGUGCUGGAAUGUAUGAAGAGCAUCCAUUUAUGGCCUGAAUUGGCAACAGUGCCUGAGGAACAAGAACAAAGGAUUAAAGGGUUGGAAGGAAAUGCUGAAGCUAAUACUUUAAUUUUGAUGAUAUCUGAAAUUAUAUCUCAGUUGCAGCAUUAUAUGCCCCAGAAUUGCUGUAGUUCAGAUGAUCCUAUCAACAGUGUCUUAACAGAGAGGCUGCUGGUGGAACUUUCUGAUACACGCAUUUGCACGCUGUAUUCCCCACGACCUGUCCUGGAAGUAGUGGUGAUACUCCGCAAAGUAAGCGCGCAGUGCCAUCAAGUGUCCCAACAGGUUAUUGCCGGCGCUGCGCUGAGACACACGCAGUGGCUCAACAAGACUCUGCGCUCCCGCCAGAGGCACACCUAUCGGCGGAUGCUGAACAGCAUUAAAUUCUUGUCUCCAGUGUUGCGGCUCAUCUUACUAUUGAUUACUCUGGAACUAGUCAGUGUUCAUUCAGUUUGUAAGAAGAAUCCUUUUGAUUAUCAGCAGUAUCUAAAGUUUUUGAAGUCAGUCUUGCAGUACACUGAGAACUUGGUGACAUACACAAGCCCUGACAAAAACAAGUGGGAUGAAACCAUGGAACUUACAAAGAAGACUUUGAUAAAAAUAAAGAAAAUCAGUGACAGAAAGCUGAUGUUAAUGCAUCUAGCUAUGUGAAUGAAAUGGGAUUGAAAUUGUCUGGAAAUUGUUAUAUCUAAACAGUUACGGAGACCUCAUAUUUGAUAAAUCUAAUUCAAAGACAAAAUUCAUAAGUAAUUUUCAAAUUUUGGAUUUCUUUUUAUCAGGAAGUAGCUGCUGAUAAUGGAGAUGAAUGAUCAAGGUUCCAGAGAACAGGUUGUUUGUCAAAUCCACUGAAAAAGAUAAAUUGUGAACUAAAUCAGGAAGAUGCAAGUUCUACUGUAAAUAUAUCUUGUGUUUAGUGCAUUGAUUGUUCUUAUAUUUUUUGUAUUUUUUUUGUUUCCUACUGUACUGAAAAAUACCUAAGAAAAAAAUGUGAA
Molecule: messenger RNA, 3587 nt
Organism: Melozone crissalis (California towhee)
Lineage: Eukaryota; Metazoa; Chordata; Aves; Passeriformes; Passerellidae
Gene: ERMARD
Product: ER membrane associated RNA degradation
Exons: 18
Coding region: 922-3246 (774 amino acids)
Source: RefSeq, a predicted model, not a curated record